UGUCGUAAUGUCGUAUUUUCCUCUACUCACUAGACUUCGAGCGUGAAGAAGACGAAGAUUUUAUGUACAAUUGUACACCUUCCUCCUAAAAACUAAAAACCGAAAGAACAAAACACGUACGUAACACUCUAAAACUUCCCCCUUUAUAUUCAUUUCUUCAACUUAAGACAUUGUCUUCUUCAAACUGUUUUAUUAUUCAUUUCCCCAAAUAACCAUUUUUCUGGGUCAAAACAUUCUCAAAACUUCCAUCUUCAAAUUCUCCAGAAUCUUCCGAUAACUUUACACUAGGAGAGAGAGAAGCAAGAAAUGUCUCCAAUGGCGGCCAUCUCUUCAGUGGCGAAACAAGCGGAGCAACUUCGACAAGACGGAAAUAACUGCUUCAAGAAAUCAAGGUUUGGAGCUGCCAUUGAUGCUUAUACUGAGGCAAUUACGUUGUGCCCUAAUAUUCCGGUUUAUUGGACGAAUCGUGCUCUUUGUCAUAUGAAGAAGAAUAAUUGGGAUAGAGUUAUGGAAGAUUGUCGAAGAGCAGUACAACUUGACAAUAGUUCGGUUAAGGCACAUUAUAUGUUGGGUCUUGCAUUGAUACGGAAACAAGACUAUAGUGACGGAGUUAAAGAACUGGAAAAGGCAUUAGAUCUAGGAAGAGGUGCAAAUCCAAAAGGUUAUAUGGUAGAGGAGAUCUGGCAAGAGCUUGCCAAAGCAAGAUAUCUAUUGUGGGAACAGGAAUCUAGCCAGCGUUCGUGGGAAUUGCAGACCUUAAAAGAAGCAUGUCAAGAGGCUCUUAAGGAGCAGCAUAUAAUGGAUUCUUCCAAGACUGAAGGAUUUAUUAGUGAAGCAGAUGCUGGCCUUAUGAAGCAGUUAGAUGCAUUGGAUAAUGUUUUUAGGAAAGCUGGAGAACAUGACAUACCUUCUGAGGUGCCUGACUAUUUAUGCUGCAGAAUCACACUUGACAUAUUCCGCGAUCCUGUCAUUACACCAAGUGGGGUCACAUAUGAGAGAGCCAUUAUCCUUGAGCAUCUUGAGAAGAUGGGUAAGUUUGACCCAAUCACUCGUGAACCACUUGAUCAAUCCCAAUUGAUUUCAAAUUUGGCCAUAAAAGAAGCAGUUCAGGCAUAUCUGGAGGAUCACGGGUGGGCUUAUAAGACAGACUAGCAGUGGUAUGCUAAACUUCUUGGUUUCAAUGGUGCGUGGAUUUGGUCGUAACUCAAAGUAAAGCUCAAGUACAUCCUUCCUGUGGAACCUGUGAUCUUCCCAUCUGGUCCUAUUACUAAUCACAUCUUGUGCAAUUCUUUACAUUAUAGAGUAUUACUGUCAUUCAACCGUUUGAGAGGUAAUAUUUAUCUUUUAAAUUGUACAGUUACUAUGAGACAUAGUUGAGGACUAGGGGUUGUAAAGCUUGUAGUCUUGUACAGUUAGUGAAACUUUGUGGUCCGAGGCAGAAAAAAUGAAAAAAUUUCCCUUGGGUUGAUUUGUCCUUGAUUGA
This is a messenger RNA of Chenopodium quinoa (quinoa), 1483 nucleotides long. RefSeq names its product E3 ubiquitin-protein ligase CHIP-like. Gene Ontology annotation, cellular component: cytoplasm. The coding region runs from base 307 to 1152 and encodes 281 amino acids. Gene Ontology annotation, molecular function: protein-folding chaperone binding; ubiquitin protein ligase activity. Gene Ontology annotation, biological process: protein quality control for misfolded or incompletely synthesized proteins; cellular response to misfolded protein; positive regulation of proteolysis. The transcript has 8 exons. The record is from RefSeq and is a predicted model, not a curated record. NCBI's taxonomy places the organism in Eukaryota, Viridiplantae, Streptophyta, Magnoliopsida, Caryophyllales, Amaranthaceae.